Molecule: messenger RNA, 21263 nt
Organism: Macrobrachium nipponense
Lineage: Eukaryota; Metazoa; Arthropoda; Malacostraca; Decapoda; Palaemonidae
Product: ankyrin-2-like
Exons: 45
Coding region: 980-19927 (6315 amino acids)
Biological process (GO): signal transduction
Cellular component (GO): cytoplasm
Molecular function (GO): protein binding
Source: RefSeq, a predicted model, not a curated record
AAAACUGCCAUACCCAGCGCAGACUUCGAAGAGGAAGCAGCCCAAGCCUUUCGAGCAAAAGGCCCUCCCCCCGAUAGUCUGGAAUACCUCUGGGGUGUCUUUUCUAUAGACUUAAUCUGUGGUCCGAGUUCGGACGAAACCUGUUCUAAUCCGAAGGGCUUCGCUUGAUAUCGUCAAAGUUGAAGAAUAUUUUUGUUUGUUGAGUGAAGGACUUCUUGAAACUUCAUACUUUGAAAAGAGGAUAUCUAGUGGACUUUAUACUGUGAGCCUUAGGGCAGGUCACAGCCCAAACAAGAACCCCAGAGGCGGCGUCGGAGGCGACGCCGAAGGAGGAGGAGUCGGCAGGGUUGGGCAAAAGAGGAGGGAGGAGGAAGAAGCCUUUGCAAAGCAACGAGGGUGUGCCGUUUGAGGGAGGCGUGCACAGACGCCACUGAGGCGAGAGAAUUAAUUACCGAGACGACGUGUCGAAGGAGACCUCCAGGAGGUGACCCGACACCUCUGCCAAUAUCGAAGUAUUGGCGUCGGGAGUGUGGGUAGCCGAAAUGGUUCGCAAUAUUUCCGUGUUCCCCUGGAGAGACAAAUGCAUCUUAUUCCAUCCUGUUACUAUCGGCUGUGGGAUAGCGGGCGGUACCACUAUCUCAUAGUACCCGAUCGCUUUCAAGUCAAACUGAAGUACUCGUGAACGACGCCGAAGAUCCAAAAAACCUUUUAUUUCACGCAGAUCAAGUGAACUCUGAGGGGUGGGGUGGGCUUUUGGGGGUUUCUUUCGGUGGUGCGGGGUUAGGGGGGGUUGCGGUCGGUGACGAAAGAUUAAGCAAAAUUCAGUUGUGGCGGUUUAUUGUUUGCUUAAUGAUCGGAAUGAAAAAUUGGACUGUGGACUGGUUAAAAUUCAUACUCCUUUGGCAGAGAAACCGCAAUUUGCAUUAUUGGCAUUGACCAUUCGACGAAUCCCGGGGGCCACUCUUUAAAUUUCGGAUAAAUGUAUCUGGAAAUCGAAAUUGAUCAUAAUCGGGGAACUAACAAGAAAUUGGUGACGCUCAAGGUAGAGGAGGAAUCGGAUCGAAUCAAGAUGAAGUUUGACAGGAGGCCAGAUUUUGACAUCCCGGAGUUCCGGCUCUUGAAGAGACGGAGGGCCAAGGAACAGAAAAAGAGCGACGGUAGCGCCAGCUUCCUGAGGGCGGCGCGUGCGGGCAACUUAGAGAAGGUGCUAGAGUUCCUGAAGACAAACACAGACAUCAAUACUUGUAACGCUAAUGGUCUGAAUGCCCUCCACUUGGCCAGUAAAGAGGGACAUGUUCAUGUUGUCACAGAACUGCUGCAGCGGGGCGCCAGUGUCGAUGCUGCCACCAAGAAGGGUAACACCGCUCUCCACAUUGCCUCCCUUGCUGGACAGGAGGAGAUAGUCAAAGUGUUGGUGCAGCAUCAGGCACUCGUGAACAUUCAGUCACAGAAUGGCUUCACUCCAUUGUAUAUGGCAGCACAAGAAAAUCAUGAUAAUGUUGUGCGAUUCCUUUUGGCAAAUAACGCAAAUCAAAGUCUAGCUACUGAGGAUGGGUUCACUCCCCUGGCAGUCGCCCUUCAGCAGGGACAUGAUAAAGUGGUGGCAGUUCUGCUUGAAAAUGAUACCAGAGGUAAGGUGCGCCUUCCAGCCCUCCACAUUGCUGCUAAAAAAGAUGAUACCAAAGCUGCAGCACUCCUCCUUCACACAGACCACAAUCCAGAUGUCACAUCCAAAUCAGGUUUCACACCACUUCACAUUGCUGCUCAUUAUGGUAAUGAAAAUAUUGCUAAUCUCCUCAUUCAGCGUGGAGCAGAUGUAAACUACAUUGCUAAGCACCAAAUUACCCCUCUACAUGUGGCUUCAAAAUGGGGCAAAGGAAAUAUGGUAUCAUUGUUAAUAGACAAAGGGGCAAACUAUGAGGCCAAGACACGAGAUGGCCUUACACCUCUUCACUGUGCUGCGAGAUCAGGUCAUGAAACUGUUGUUGAUAUGUUGUUAGAAAAGGGUGCACCAAUCACUAGUAAAACUAAGAAUGGGUUAGCUCCUCUUCACAUGGCCUCACAAGGUGAUCAUGUUGAUGCUGCUCGCAUCCUUCUGUACCAUAAGGCUCCUGUCGAUGAUGUGACUGUUGACUACCUUACUGCGCUUCACGUUGCAGCUCACUGCGGUCAUGUUCGAGUUGCAAAGCUGCUGUUGGAUCGUAAAGCUGAUCCGAACUCUCGAGCUCUUAAUGGUUUUACUCCAUUGCACAUUGCUUGUAAGAAGAACAGAAUCAAAGUGGUAGAGUUACUCCUCAAGCAUGGUGCUAGCAUCGAGGCAACCACAGAGUCUGGUUUGACUCCCCUUCAUGUCGCCUCAUUCAUGGGUUGCAUGAAUAUUGUCAUAUACCUGAUUCAGCAUGGAGCCUCUGCUGAUGUUCCAACUGUCCGAGGAGAAACUCCACUCCACCUUGCUGCAAGAGCAAACCAGACGGAUAUUAUUCGUAUUUUGCUCAGGAAUGGUGCACAAGUGGAUGCCAGAGCUAGAGAGCAGCAAACAGCCCUCCAUAUUGCAUCUCGUUUGGGGAACAGUGAUAUUGUAGUUCUUUUACUACAACAUGGUGCAGCAGUGGAUGCCACAACUAAGGAUCACUAUACAGCCUUGCAUAUUGCUGCAAAGGAAGGACAAGAAGAAGUUGCAAGUGUACUCUUAGAACAUGGGGCUUCUCUUACAUCAACAACAAAGAAGGGUUUCACUCCAUUACAUCUGGCUGCUAAGUAUGGUAACAUGAAAGUUGCAAGACUCUUGUUACAGAAAGAUGCACCUGUGGAUGCCCAGGGAAAGAAUGGUGUUACUCCACUUCAUGUUGCAGCUCAUUAUGACCACCAGAAUGUAGCAUUAUUGUUAUUGGACAAAACUGCCUCUCCACAUGCAACAGCAAAGAAUGGUUACACUCCUCUACAUAUUGCUGCUCGUAAGAACCAGAUGGAUAUUGCUACUACUCUUCUUGAAUUUGGUGCAAGUGCCAAUGCAGAAUCAAAGGCUGGUUUUACUCCUCUACAUCUAAGUUCACAGGAGGGACAUACAGAUAUGGCAACUUUGCUCAUCGAACACAAUGCUUCUCCUGGUGCAUGUGCCAAGAAUGGUCUAACUCCUUUACACCUGUGUGCUCAAGAAGAUCGUGUCAAUGUUGCUGCAAUUCUUGUAAAGCAUGGUGCCCAGAUUGACCCAGUGACAAAAGCUGGCUAUACACCACUUCAUGUUGCAAGUCAUUUUGGACAGAUGAAUAUGGUACGUUUUCUGCUGCAGCAUGGUGCCAAAGUUGACUCCACGACACAGCUUGGGUACACACCACUUCACCAGGCAGCUCAGCAAGGACACACACAGAUUGUCAACUUGUUGCUAGAAAAUAAAGCUGAGCCUAAUGCUGAGACUAAUGAUGGAAAAACGGCUCUCAGUAUUGCACAACGACUUGGUUACAUAUCUGUUGUAGAAACCUUGAAGAUAGUGACAGAAACCACCAUUACUACAACUACAACUACGGUCACUGAGGAGAAAUACAAGGUGGUGGUGCCGGAGACAAUGCACGAAACAUUCAUGAGCGAAUCUGAAGAUGAAGGAGGUGACGACAAUCUGGUCUCCUCCAUGUUUGGUAAGCAGCAGCACGUCACGCUCCCCUACUAUGAAGGACAAUUUCGCUAUACCAGUGAUGACACAAUGCUGGGUGAUCAGUCAUACCGUUACUUGACUGUUGAUGAGAUGAAGUCACUUGGUGACGAUUCUCUGCCCAUUGAUGUCACUAAGGAUGAAAAAAUGGAUGUGUCCUUCAUUAGUAAUUCUAUGGCAGCACCUCCUGUAGCACCAGCAGAUCAGCUAAGCCCUCAGCAUCAGAAAGAGCAGCAGUAUGCCCAGUUUACAGCCUCUUAUCCAUCAGACAAUGUGGAUAUUGCCAAGACUCCAAUACUCGCUGGGCCGGAGUCGCUCAACACCACCCUCAACACAACUGUUGAUUCUGCUGUGCUAGAGCCACAGAUCUUCACCACUCAGCUGGCCUCUAAGUUAUCUGCUCAAGUAAAUCAAGGCCCACUUCAGCAUGAAAUGCAAGGUCAAGUUUCAAAAACUCAGGGUGCACCAGGCCAGGGUAAAGGUAGCAAGAGCACAACUGCUCAAGGUCCAACUUCACAGGUUGUAACUGCUGAAGUUACUAAUGUGAAGGGGACAGCUCCUCAGAUGAAAACUAAGAAGGACAGAUCUGUCAAAGGUACAACUGCUGCUAGUACAGUUGUUGUUCAGGGCACAGCUGUUGAGGAUGCAGCACCUCAAGUUAUGACAGAUCAAAUCAUUAGUGGCCAGAUGACCUCUGAUCAGGUCCCAGCAGAACCUGAAAAGGCAGUUGAGAUGCUCGUUGGGUGGGAAGGAGUGAGCCUGAACAGCCUUGCGUCCUGUCUAUCGGCUGGGACCAACACCUCGGGCAUGUGGCGCGACAGGUUCCUUGUGAGCUUUAUGGUGGAUGCUAGGGGUGGAGCCAUGCGUGGCUGCCGUCACUCUGGUGUUCGUGUCAUCAUCCCACCAAGGAAAGCUGCAAUGCCAAUGAGAAUUACUUGUCGUUACUUGAAGAAAGAUAAGCUUGUCCAUGCUCCACCACUUAUGGAAGGGGAAGCUUUAGCUUCAAGGAUUCUAGAAAUGGGACCAGCUGGUGCCAAAUUUUUAGGCCCAGUGAUCAUUGAGGUUCCACAUUUCGCCUCACUACGUGGUAAGGAACGCGAAAUUGUGAUUCUGCGGUCAGACAAUGGCGAGACUUGGAGAGAGCACACCCUAGAAGCUACAGAAGAAGCAGUUCAGGAAGUUUUAAAUGAAAGCUUUGAUGGAGAAGAAUUAAAGCAGCUAGAAGAUCUGAAUACUAAUCGCAUCACUCGAAUUCUAACAACAGACUUCCCUCAGUACUUUGCCAUUGUCACUCGUAUCAGACAGGAGGUACAUGCAAUAGGUCCUGAAGGAGGAAUGGUUUCUUCAACUGUAGUACCCCAAGUUCAGGCUGUGUUCCCACAAGGAGCACUUACAAAGAAGAUCAAAGUGGGACUUCAGGCACAACCAAUUCCAACAGAUCUGGUGGCUAAGUUGUUAGGUAAUCGUGUUGCAGUGUCACCAAUUGUUACUGUAGAACCUCGAAGACGGAAGUUCCACAAACCUAUAACUUUAACCAUCCCAGUGCCUCAAGCUGCUAGUAAAGGAAUGAUAAAUCAGUACUCGGGAGAGGCACCUACUUUACGUCUUCUCUGCUCGAUUACAGGGGUGUUUCGGAAAAGAUCUUUGAAAGGCGGCACAACCCGUGCUCAAUGGGAGGAUGUCACAGGCUCUACCCCUCUCACUUUUGUCAACGAUUGUGUCAGCUUUACUACUACAGUUUCUGCACGAUUUUGGCUGAUGGAUUGUAGUAAUAUACCUGAAGCAACUAAAAUGGCCACUGAACUAUACAGAGAAGCUAUACAUGUGCCUUUUAUGGCUAAGUUUGUGGUAUUUAGCAAGAGACACCAGUUGGAGGAAGCAAGAGUUCGCGUAUUCUGCAUGACUGAUGAUCGAGAAGAUAAAACAUUAGAAAAUCAGGAAAUGUUUGUUGAGGUUGCAAAAUCCCGGGAUGUGGAAGUUUUAGAAGGUAAGCCACAGUUUCUGGAGUUUGCUGGUAACCUCGUUCCAGUUACAAAGUCUGGGGACCAACUUGCCUUCAAUUUCUAUGCGUUCCGUGAAAACCGCCUUCCAUUUACUGUUCGAGUGAAGGAUCAGCAUGCUGAUUGCAUCGGAAGAGUUGCCUUCAUGAGGCAACCCAAGGAUGGUCGUUGGAAGAAAGCUUCACUAGUUAGCCUGCUAAAACCCCCUGUGUUUCAGGUUGGGCGUGGUGACCCCCCUCAGACCCCCAUCUGUAACCUCAACAUUGCCCUGCCUGACAACAUCCAGCCCGAGCCUGCGCCCUCAGAACCUGACCUUCUCGCGUUGGAGAAGAAGUACUCCUUCCUCUCCAUUAGUAAAGCAGACACCAUUCAUAAGGCUGAUCUUCGUUUGACUGACAUAUCAAAUAUGUUGGGCACUGACUGGGUUGGUCUUGCACGAGAGUUGGAGAUCAGUGACUCUGAUAUCAAUAUCAUCAAAUCACAGUAUCCAGAUAAUGCUCCACAGCAGGCUAUUGUUAUGCUCAGGCUUUGGAUGCAAACAUCUGGCAAUAAGGCAAAUGGAAAUACACUUGAAAAGGGUCUGAGGAAAAUUGGCAGAGAUGAUAUCGUUAACCAGUGUAUUUUCAAUGUUGAACUUGUCACAGAUGAUAUUGAAAGAGCAAUGGCUAAGGCUCAUUUAGACCAGUCUGGAUUUGAAGCUUUCAGGGAAGAACUUGGACCAUCAAGGGAUGCCACACUUAAUCGUGAUAUUUCACUUGAUGUAUCAUAUGAUGAGCAGGACAUGAUGAAGCGCCUUAAGGAAUUACGGGAAGCAGAAAGUGCUGAGGAGGAAGAAGAGAACCAAAGAACUUAUCAGGAGAAGACCAGUCGAGAGCAGCGGGCACCUGACAUGUCUCCAACUUACGAGAGUGAAGAGAAGAAGUAUGCUGGGGAGGAAAAAAUUGUUGCUGAGGAUAAAGUAACAAAAGUCAUGAAAGAUGAACCCACUGUUAUUGCAACUACAACCAUUGUUGAACAACCAGAUGUCCAGUCUAAGAAAGAAGCUGUUAUUGCUGAAGUAAAAAAAGAUGUAAUAGAGGAAAAAGCACCUGCUGUAGUAGAACCUACUGAAAAAAUGAAGGAACAGAUGGCAGAAAAAGUUGAGGAAAGAGUUUUAGAAGAGAAAGUUGAAGAAAAGCCUAUAGUAGACAUAGAAAAACAUGUCGAAGUUGUUGAUAAAUUACAGGAAUCUAAGCUUAGAUUAGAUGAAAAAGCCCCUGAAGCUCUACCUCCCUCUAAAAUGCCUGAAGAUAAAACAGUAACCACAACUAAAGUAGUUGAGGGCCCAGAUGGCACAAUCAGCACCACCACCACCAUUACUACAGAGAGAAGAUCCUUUGUAACUUCAGAUGACGGUGCUGUUCAGGAGGACAUUGUAAUAGAAAAAAGAACCGCUAAAGUAGCUGAUGGCAUGACAGCUGAAGAGGAUAAAUCAGAUAUUUUGCAAAGACUAGGGGAGGAGUUAGGAAGACUAGAUGAGAAACUGGAGGAGAAAUUCAAGGAGAAGAGAAAAACAGAGGAACCAGAAGUGACACAAGAAGAAGUAAGCGAGGCUUCAGUAGUGGCCACCCGUCGUGAAGGUCAGGCUCAUCCUACCUCACAAGUUGUGGUAGAACAUGAUCCAUCCACUAUCUCUACAACCACAACUACAACUGUCAAAACUUCCAGCAUCUCUCCUACCCCAGAAGGGUUCACUCAGACGUCUGUUGAGAAAAGCCAGAUGUCCUCUACACGGGGCACCGCUGAUGUGAGCACUGCGGGCACCACAAUCACUACUGGACAACUUGUUGGGGACACUAUAUUGCAGGCGGGGCCAGUCCUGACCCCCCAGAUGUCGCCCCAACCUGUGGACAGAAGGCUAGCCCAGCAGGUUGCAUUAAGCCAUGCAAAGCAAGAUCACCGGCAAGUUUUCUCCAAAGUAACAACAAAUGAGGAGGAAAAGUAUGGAAGAACUGAAGAGCGUGGUUGUAGUCCCAUUACUGUUCUUGAGGGUCGGGCUGCUGAAGGGGAUAACAUACCGAUAAGGCCACUCUCUAGGAGUGGUGCUCAUACAAUAACUACCACUACUAGCUGGGGUGCACCUGUAUCGACUACAACUAGUAUUCAAGUAGAUGAUAGUAAAACAGAUAAUUGUGUGCAAUUGACAUUGCAUUCAGAAAGUCAUGUAACCCUUCAUGCCCCUGGAGAGAUAUGGGGAGAAUUUCCAAAGGUCAAGCAGGAGGAACACCUGGAAGAUCCUUGUAUGAUUGUCUCAUCAAGGGAUCCUGUAGUAUUUACCGAUGAAGACUCAAACAUUAUUUAUUCAGGAAAGAUGCUUGAAGCAGUGGAAUAUGACAGUGAUGAGUCCAUAAAAGGAAAAGAAUACCAAAAAGAAGUAAUGAAGAGUAUAUCAGGGAUUCAAAGUCAUCAGAAUGAAUGUGAAGAAGAUAUUAGUGGGGGCAGCAGUAAUCAGCAGAUUCCAUCCAAUAUAGAUUAUAGAGAUCUCGCAGUAAGUGCUUUAAGGAAAGUGGAAACUUCCAUGUUGAGUGAUAGAACUCUGGUUUCAAGAGGUGAGACAGAGACUUUAAGAGUAGAGGAAACACCACCACUAAUUACUACAGUAGACAAAUGUAUGAUUCAUGACUCAGCAGAUAAAUUUUCGACUGUUGCUUCUUUAUCACCAGAGUGUGAGGAAAUUCACUUAAUGCAAUCUUCACUUGUGGAAGAGUUACAUGCUGUCUGUGAUAAUUCAUUAGUGUUAAGUGAAGAUUAUGUAUAUGUUGCUAAUGAAAGUUUAGCACCAUCAGCACACCGUCCAACGACAUUAAUGAUUACUUCGAAUUCUAAUGAAUCGACUGACGAUGCAGAAUGCAUAACGAACGACCCCACGAAGAAUGGUGGGGAAAACGAGAAAUCUCAGGAUCUUAAACGGGAUACAUGUACUGAAGGGAUGGAAAUGACAGUUCAUCUACAAGGUGCUGGAACAGGUCAUGUUGCUGUAGGAAAUGAGCAACUUCUUUCAGAAGGUGGUGCAAUUCCUCGGCCUGAACGUCCUUCACGACCAGCACCUCGAACUACUACGUUAGUAAAGGUUAAAGUAGAAAAGAGACCUGUUGGUAGUCAUUCACAAGUUCGAGAAAGAUCUCAUGAAUCUCAGCCAGUGCUUCAUGUACCAUCUGUUGAGGAGGAAGUGCGAGGUUUGAUGCAAGAAGUAAAGGAAGCAACUAGUCAGAUCAAACAGGAAGUCAAGGAGUUACGCCAGGCUGACACCCCAACUCCUGAUACUCCUACUCCACUCAGAGAGUUUAGGGAGUUCCUAAACAGAGAAGAGGAGCAAGAGCAAGAACGACUACCAACGAUAAAGGAGAUGUGUCGUGAAAGUGAAGAAGAUGCCUCUCUCAAUGCAGGAGGGACCCAUGAGGCAACUCACAUUACUGAGCAGCAGCCAACCUCUCUCUCCCACGACCAAGCCUCUUCCGGCCUUCCAACGUCGGGCAUCAAGGCAGGCUCAGAGCACAGCAAGAGUAAGCUAAGAGAAGCUGAUUUGGCUGUACUGGACAGCAUGGUGACAGUCCAGAAAGCAGAAGUUGAAGAGAUGAGUUUUAUCCACGGUCAAGAUGGUGGACGAGAUUUUGAGGUAUCAGAAGAUCAAGUCAUGGUGCAACAAAGUGUGGGUUCAAAGGCUGGUAUAAAACUGGAGCAACCACCACAGCAAUCUCAACUCCAAUCUCAGGUUAUUGAUUCACAUAAGAAGAAUGAUUUUGGAGUCCAUCAGUCCCAAUACCAGGACCAGGUUGAAGACAAAUUUUCUGUGCACAAGGAUAAGACACAAACAGUAGAACAGAAUGCUCCUCAAACUUGGUUACCUGUCCAUGCUGAGCAAUUAAUUGGUAUGGAAGGAACUAGUCAUAGUCAGUCCGAAUGCCAACAACAGUUUAAACCUUCCCAACAAAUUGAUAGUAAAAUGCAAAUGCAUCCUUCUGCUCCCCUAACUCCUAAAGUUGACACUGGAGCAAUCAUUGUCCAGGCUCAGUCUGUUCCUUAUGUGCAAACUGAAGUUAAGACUUUAACACCAGUGCCUCUUAAAAGUGAACUUCCAGGGCAUGUGCAUGAACCUGGAGCAGCACAUGGAUUUGACUCAGGAACUAUUCAAUCUCAACCUCAAGAUCAGAUACAAUUUCAGUCUUCACAAAUUAAAAAUACAAUACUACAAUGUCAAGGAUCAGUUCAGAGUACUCCACAAAUUCAAAAGGAUAUUCACAAAGAAAUUACUGUUAGCUCAGAAACCAGACUGCCAUCAGUGAUAGAAACAAAUGUAUAUGAAGAGUCGAUUCCAAAGAAAUAUGAUGUACAAUCUAGUAUACUCCCACAGAUUCAAGACCAAGUAAAUGUCCCACAGGUUCCAGAACAGGAGCAGUAUGGAGUACAUCAGUUACUAGCUAAACAAAUACAAAGAGAAAGUCAGUCUACAAAACAGUCUUCAAAAAGUCAGGUUUCUUUACUUGCUCAAAAACCUGUCAUAGACUUGCAUACAGAUAUAGGAGAUUUAAGUAAAAGAGUUGCAGAUGUAGCAUCUUCAAUGGCCUCCACUCUAGAAAGUAUUACUGCUGUUGCUGAAGGUCUAGAGGGAAGUCAUCUUUCAAGUGAUGAAGGUGAAGAACAACUUAUGCUGAUGCGUGAUUCUCCACGCUGGGAAGAUGAAGAGAUACAAGCUGAGGACACUGAUGAACCCAAAGCUAUAAAAGCUGAAAUCAAACUUCUUGUUAAAACAACUGAAGUUGGCAAAGAGUCUAUAGAAAUAAGGAGCAUUCGAGAAUUUGUGGAGACAGGAGAGAAAAGUUUAUCAGGUUUUGGAGCUAUACAUUCUGGAAUACCUGAAGGAGGAAGAUUAACACCUAGUGGUAGAAUAACACCAAGUGGGAGAAUAACACCAAGUGAAAGAAUAACACAAUCAGGUGAAAGGAUAUACACAAUUCAGAGAGGUUCACCAGAUAUGCAUUCCUCAGGCCCCAGGUUUGUUCGACAGCAGCAUUCGUCCACUAGUUCAUCCUUCUCACAUCACACACAAGAUGAAUUUGAUCUCAUGGCUCAAGUGCGAGACGGUGGCCUUGAUGAUGGUUGUCCUGAAGCACAAGGCAUGGAGUGGGAGGGAAAAAGUGUAGACCGCAUGUAUACUGAAACAGUUGUGCAGACUAGAUACUCCAUGCCCCCUACGGUGGACACCAGCGAGGGUGUUGCCCUUUCCUCUUCCUCCAAAAACCUAACCUCAGCUGACCUUAAACUACCAACUACCCAUCUCUCUUCAGACCUGCCCCACCCAACCAACAUUUAUUCCCAAGAUGAUUCCUCCAAUGACCUCACUUACUGGCCUCAGCCCAUUCACUCAAGUCAGGAAACACCCUUUCAUCUGCAUGAAAUUCCUCUUGUAGAACCCCAGAACUUUGAUAUUUCUCCGUCUUCUGUUACUAAGCUAUCUGACACUUUACUUCAAGAAAAAGGGCAUACUAAGAGCUCAGAAGUUCCUUCCCAGAUGGUGUCAUCUCCUUCUGCAGCAUCUCUGCAGUCUGAAAGUGUUGCUCCAUAUACCAGAACUGAUGAUAUACCUGCUGCCAGUGUAACUUUUAAUACAAGCAGUACUUUCAUGUCCAUAGGACCAGUGUCCCCUACAGAGGAUUCAAGUGAAGAUCAUGCUGAAAUUGACCGUACAAGUACUGAACUUUCUCCUGACAGUGUACGAUUUGAGCAAGAUAUUCUAGAUACUAAAACUGAAGAUGAAGCUCCUGAUUUAGAUGAUGAUUAUUUGCCAGCUUCACCAGUUUUAGGACAGGAGCUAAGUGAUCGCAUAUUUUCAGCUGAGGUGACUGAGGACACAGACAUUACAACUCCUAUGGAAAUGCGUGAUUCACAUACUGAAAGAGAUGCUACAGCAUCAAAUUUAGGGUCUGUGGAAGACAAAGAAGGCACUGAUGGAAAAGUGGAUUUACCCAAAGAAUGUUUACCAUCAGAUUUAAUGGGAGAGGAUAGUUUUACUUAUUUGUGUCAAGAAACAGCUGAAAUUCAUAGCAGAGUUGUAAAAUUACAAGAACUAGUAGAUUACCAUAAAGUAGAUCUCCAGACUGCAAGAUCAGAAGCUGAAACAAUUCAAAACACAAUUGAUGAUAUUAGGGAAGCUGUGAAAAAUAGUGCUUAUGAAAAUAAUGAAGAAUUUUAUAAUAAAACUAAAGAUAUAGUUGCUACUAUAUCAUCUGUAUCUGAUAAUUUGUCUAAAAUUAUGCUUAAAUUACAUUCACCAGAUCAGGGGUGUUCUGAAAUAGGAAGCCAUGCCGAGGUAAAAUGUGCAUCUAGUAAGACAGAAUUUGAUAUGGUAGAGGCUGAAUCACCAAAGGAUGGGAGCCCAUCAGACUCUAAUUUACAAGAUCAGAGCCUAUCAGAUCUUCUGGAUUCAGAUGACAUUAAUCGUGACAGCCUAGAGGAAGAAUUUGACAGACUGGCUGCUCAUCUUAGUUUGUCUCCAAGUGCGGAUGAUAUUGGUGGUGUUUCACAGAAAGUAACCCAAAUAUCUUCUCCCGAUGUGCCACUUUUUCCUGUUUCUUCUUCUGUUGUUUAUCCCUCCAAACCUCCCGAUGCUUUACAGGCCACACAACGGGAACCAGAUGUGGGAGUGGUGUUUACAGAGCGUAAAGAGUAUGGGGGCGGGGUGAAGCCACCUGCAGAGACAACUGGCGGACACUCGCACAUUUCACCCUCCCAGAUCCCUCAUCCUUCCCAAAGCUCUAAAUCUCAGUCCUUUACCAAACAAAAGCUACCCAGUAAAAUUCCAGCAACUGAGCAACAACAUCGGCCCCUUGAAGCAUCAACUUCCCUACCUAGUAGACCAGUGAGACGUCAUGAACGUACUUUAUCUCAAGCAACAAAUAUAUAUACUGGAACAAUUCCUCCAGAGUCAAAACAAGACCAAAAGAGAGAUGAAAAAGAAACUAUAGCUGAAGAAACAGAUGGGAUCAGUGAAAAUAUAAAACCAUAUUCAGAACGGAAGCAAUUUUGGGAAAGUGUAACAUCACAGUCUUUUGAAUCCAAAGGCAGCCAACUUCUUAAAAGUGAAACAGAAAGUGAUACUGAUACAACAGGUACAGAUGGGACAGUUAUUGAGAGGCAAGUGUUGCCAGAAAAAAGUCCCACUGUUGCUGAAAGUUUUGAUUCUGAGGAGGACUAUGUGGCUCAUCGAGAAGACCCAGCCUUUUAUGAAAAUCAAGGAUUUGUUGGUACAGAAAAAAUAGAUCUACCGAAAGAAACUGCAAGGGAAGGUGCAGUCAGUCCUUUUGAAGUCUUCAGGGACAAAGACCACAAAGAAGACAUACAAUCACCUGAAGAUAUAGCAUUUAAAGAUGUGUCUUCCAAGAGAGCCCUAUUUGAAAAGGAAAUUAAAAGACAGUCGAUGGAAAUUGAAGAAAGCCAGUCAUGGAAACGAUCCUCCAAAGAAUAUGAUGAAACUGUUGUGAUAUCAGAAGAGUCUGCUUCCAGUUUACUGCAAAAAAAGGAAGAAAAAGAACAUAAAAUCCGAGAAAUGGAAGAGAAGAAAAGGAAAGAAAAAACUGAAAUAAAAGAAGAACUGAAAUCUGUCACGGAUAUUAAAAGCAGAGUUGAAUCAAAAAUGGAAAAGAGCAGUGGUGUUACUGACUAUUCAGAAACAUCAGAAUCUUCUCGGUUACAUGAAGAAAAAAUGGAAAGUAAAGAUAAGAAAAUAAUAUCUGAUGUAUCAAAAGGUGAUAGGAAAACUAUCACUCAGACUGAUAUAUCAAAAGAAAAGAAGGAAAAAGAGUGCAUAGAAAAAAUGAUUCAUGAGAGAAAAGACAGUCAUAGUGGAACAUUUUCAAAAACUGUUUCAACAUCAGAAGAAAAAGUUGAAAGCUCAUCAGAAGCAAAGGAAGUAAUACAUACAAAGUCUGAAGACCAAGAUACUUCACGAGAUGAAAUUACAGAGGAAGACAUGACCAGAACAGAGGAAACAUCAGAUGAAGAACCUGAUGAUGUUCUAGGGACUGAUAAAGUAACAGUUAAUAUAACUGAAGAAACACGACAGCUUGGUGACACUCAUGAAACUAUAGUGAGAGAAACCACCACCACACGAGAUGGGGAUCAAGAGCAAAGAAUUAUCAAGGAAACCAAGACUCAAGAAACAGUUAUGGCUGAUGGGUCCACAGUUAAGACAACAUCCAUUACCACAUUUACAACUCAGUUAGAUGCCAAAGACUCUGAGGAUGAAUCUGAGGGUUUAUCAGGCAUGAGACAUGGAAAACCCUCUUCAGAAAAAGAAAGUAGUAAAGCCAGAACUGCUAAGGAAAAAUCUGCAGCAUUUGUUGAACAACAAAUGAAAUCUGACAUAUUUUCACAAGAGCUAUCAUCAUCUGCUGAAGACCAAAGUCCUGAGCAUAAAGUGAUAACUCCAAAAGAUAUAAGAGCCCCAGUUUCACUUCAGACACACAGAGUUGCCCAGUCCUUAGCAAGUCCAAUUUUAGUUCCUGAAGAAAACAUUCAGGAUGUUAUUUGGGAGGCUUCACAAGAGAGAUCUGACAGUUUUAUCUCAGAAACAGUUCAGGAUAUCCCUGUGCAACAAGCAUAUGAGCAUCAUCUUAUAAAAGACAUCUCCCAAGAUAGCAAAAGCACUUCUGAUAAAGCUAGGAGAAAAUCAAGUGGUUUAGAAAAAACAAAAUUAAGUGAGGAGGAAGCCAGAAAACUUGCUAUUGAAAUUGUAGAGGAAGUGAAGCAGGAGGCUGUGAAGAGGUCACCUUUAGUAACUCCCUCCCAGACUGUGAAGGAUUUUCCUGCAGAAUACAUCCCAGAUGAUGAAUUUGAGGAAGAAUUACCAAGGCUUCCAAAAAUGAAAGCAGGAGCUGCAUUUACAAAAGAAACGAGCAGUAAAAUUGAAAAGUAUAUUCAAGAGCAAUUAGGAGAUGAUAUGGAUGAAAAGCAGUUGAGACUUAUUGAAUCUGUUACAGCUAGAAAAGCAGAACUGCUGCAGAGAAAACUUAUAGGCAGUGACUACCAACAGAGUAUGGAAAUCACCGAUGAAGAUUUGCGAUCUAGUGGAGCAGAGUUAUCUCCAAUUGAACAUCAGAUGGAACGUUUGCGACAAAUGACUGAAGAGGAAGAUAAUCAGCGUUAUCCUCGAGAACCAUCAGAGGCAGAUGAAAGUGAAAGCUCAAUGAUUAUCCAUGACAGUGUAGAUGAUGUGUCUAGUGAGUAUGAUCAAGCAAACCAGAUGAUUACAAAAACACUAGAUGCACUUAAAGGUACAGAUAUAACGAAACAUAAAAGUAUAGAUACAAUUGAAGAAAUUCCAGAGGAAAGGGAAAGUAGUCAUUUUGAUGGAAGGGGUUUAACAGAAAUAAGUAAAACAGAAGUUAAAGAAACUGCUCGACAGCUUGUAAAGGAGGUAACUGAAAAAGCUCAAGAAUCUGAAGCUGUAAAACAAGCUUCACUGGCUGCUGCAGAACUUACAAAAGGAGCACCAGGAAGUUUAGAACACAGCAGAACUCCAAGUCCAAAGCCAGGCUCCCGAAAAGGUUCAUGGAUGGAUGAUGAAGAGCUGAGACGGGAAUUUCGGAGGGAUUAUGAAGAUAAAAAAAAAAUGUUUAAGGAAGAAAUGACUUCUGAUAAACAAGAGGAGGUGUUUGACGAAGGACCAUCUUCAGCUGAAGGAAUGAAAGAUACAAGGGUUUAUCAUCAAAAGAGCAGUGAAUCCCAUAAGGAGGUACACAUGGAAUCAAGUAUGACUGAAAGUAUGGAAGAAUCAAGUACUGUAGAAAGUUUUCGAUCUUUUGAAGGGAAAAUGAAAUCUGAGGUUACAACAUCUGUGAUAAAAGAGGUUAGAGAAAUUGAUUCUGACAAGAAGGAAGAAAAAUUAUCAUCUGGCAGUCAAGAAGAAGUAGUUUUAAGGAAAAAAAAAACUCACAUAGAUGAAUUUAAUCGGCGUUCUGGCACAGAUUUUGAUGCAUAUUCUAGUUCUGGUGAAAGUCACUAUUUUACAGCAGCAGAAGGUACAUCAGAUAGUCGCACUGGAAGUAGACCUUGUUCAUCAGAUGUAGAAGCCUUAAUGUCUGACCGCACUACAACUGGUACCUCGGAGUAUGAUACAGCACUUACUUCUCAAGAUACAUCUCAAUAUUCUAAUUAUUCCACAACAUCUCAGGAAUAUCGCACGGCUGCUAGUUCAAUGAGUUCAAGAGAUUCAAUGAAAUCUAUAGAUUCUGAAAGCUCAGGAAAUCUAGCUAGCAUAGAACUUAGUGAAGCCUCAGAGACUUUAGUACCUUCAGCUUUAGAACUAGAGAGGGAUAUGGAUCUUCUUGAGCAAGAGUUAUAUGAAGAGGAGAUGAUACAGUCUGCUCAGUCACAUCAACCUGUCAUACCACAACUCACAAUUCAGUCUGAUACACCAAAAUCUGAGGAUGCACCAGGCACAUUUGACCUAGAAUCAGAUGAUGCGGAAUAUGAACAGGAAACUAAAGAUGAGGAUUUUGAUGAUUCAGUACAUACAACGUCAAAAAUGAAGAGGUCCAUGGAAAUGACUUUUCAUCCAGAACCAAAGGCACUGAUUGAUGAAAAGAAACAGCCAGUUGCUGAAAGUGUUGCUUCAAGUCUAGAGGAGAGCACUUUAUCUGAAUUAUCCAUGACCACAGUUGUAGAACAGGAGAAAAGUUUACAGGGUUCUACAACAGAUUCCAAUAUGACAGCAUCAAGUGUUUCAGAACAGAUGAUGUCAUCUUUAGAAGGUCAUGAGCUAGAGCGGAACAUAUCUCGCACAGAUAGUGGUGUCUUAACAACAGAAACAGGUGAUGGAGAUAAAGCACUCCAUUCUGUUACUAUUACAGCAACAUCUGUGCCAUCGUCAACACCAGACCAGAACACAGCUUCUAUGUGCACGCAGGUUACCUCUGAAACUCGAUCUGAAGCAGAUUUAACUGAAAGUGAGCAGUUUUUUCGCGCUAAUGGACCCACUGAAGUAGAUUAUGUGCCUGAGUACGAUGAUGAGGAAGUACAAGGUGCGCGGCCAGCUGCAUCCCCUAUUAUACCUUCAGUACUGGAGGUUGCAGGAGCUGUAGCUGGCCCUUCAGAGGGCCCAAAGAAAGUUGCAAUCACUGAAGAAUGUUAUGAAACUGAAGCUGAUCAAGAGUAUGGCCAAAUGAUGAGAGAGAGUGAAUAUUCAGACAUGGCUGAAGCAGAGCUCCAGUAUUCUCUAGAGGAACAACCAGAAGCCGAGAUGAGUAGCAUGUUAAUUAUUGAUGAACCUAUAGUGAGACCAAAGACACCAGAACCUGGCUAUAGACCUUCAUCCCGUCCCACACAAAUGAUAGUUCAGUCUCCUGAAGAAGCAGAAUUCACUGAAGUAGAUAAACGUUUCAGUGCUGUUUUUUCUACGACUUAUGAAGAAAGAGAAGAAGGUGCUCGCUCACUUAUGCCUGGCAUGAGCAUUGAUGUUCCAGAUAUAACAAUUACUGAACAUACAUUGCCAAUGCCAAGCCAAUAUUGUUAUCCUGAUCUUGAACGUGAAGAAGACUUUCCUGAAUGCAGAGCACUGGCUGAAGCAGAUACUAAGGGUUCUGAAAUUCCAGCUACACCAGGAUCUCAGGAAUCAGCAUCAACCUGUGCCUCAAGAAAAUCUUCCUCCACUGAUUCUGAACAAGGACGAGAAUAUUGCCUUGAUGAGAAAAUAGGUGCUCCCUCAUUUGGAUCUUUUGAAAUGAUUGAAGCUGAUGACAUAGAUGAUAUUUCUGAGUUUGAAAGAACACUAUUUAUGCAUGAAGAGCGUAUGAUGGAAAUGUCUCAAAUUAAAGAAGAGGACGAAGAAUAUGAAGAGGAUGAUGAUGAUAAAAGAGUCAGUACAUCUCCUAUUCCCAUCCCAAGUCAGUUAAAAGCAGUAAAAUUAGAUAGUGCGGUUGGUUUUGGUGAACAAAAGAAUGAUACUGAAGACAUUCAAGAUUCUGAAUCAGACCCAAGCAUUGAAGAGCAAAGACGGUGGCUAGAGUUACAGUUCGAAGAAAGCAGUGCUGCUCAGUAUGACUAUUCACAAGGCUUUAUGGAACAUGUCUACUCAGGUCCUCUUGAAGAUAUUGAAGAAGAAAGGGAGGAUGCAGAACGCCGAGAUUUUUCUCAUAUCACUAAAAAUUCUUCUUUAUCUUCAACACCAGAGUAUGAUGUUUUAGCUGGAAGGAAAUUUUUUACUCGUAGCGGUGAACAUGAUGAUAUUUCAAUGAAUUCCCUCCAAGAAUUUGAAAAUCUGGAAAGGGCAGUAGCUGUUGAAGCAGUUGUAAGAAGAUCAAGUUCUGGUUCACAAGAUUCACUAAAUGGGAAACGACCCGAUGGUAAGAGUGGACAAGGUGAUGACAUCUCCGUUGGAUCAUUUGCAUCUCUUCAAGAAUUUGAAAGGCUUGAAAAGGAAUGUUUAGUUGUAGAAGCUAUUGAAAAGAAAGCUCAAGAAGAGGAGGCAAUGCUUUCAGAAAUUGAAGAAGGUCAUGAAAGUCAAGUUUCAGAAUCUGAAAGUUGUGAGACUUUAUCAGAACCUGGAAGGGGAUCAGUAGAUGGAGAGGAGUAUGACCAAAGAAUGUUUGAAAUAGAUGAAAUAAUUCGCCAAGCACAAACUAAUGUAGAGAAAUUUGAUAAAAAUAAGCCAGGGUAUGAAGGCGUACAGUUACGAGAUAUUGUAAGUGUUGAUGUAUCUGGUGAAGAUGGAACUGGUAGUAGUCAGGCAGAUCGUACUCCCAGUGUUGGACGUGAAGAGGGAGAUGCAGAUUCCUUAGAAGAGGCACAGUUGCCAGAACUUGAUUUAGAUCAGACAAGCGUAACAGGCACAGCUGCUUCUGCAAAACAGGAUGUUAUGAAUGUCAGUACGGAUAGCAUUGAAGCUUCAACUAAAAAUAAAGUCCCACGAGAAACAAGCCAAGACUCUUUAGAAAAAGUUGUUAUAAAAACUGACCCUAUGACUGCCAGUGCUGACAGUAUUGAAUUUGCAAUACACCAGGAUGUUAUGACAACCAGUAUUGACUCACUAGAGGGUCGGCAAAAACGUCAAGACCCAAUGUCUGCUUCAACAGACUCGAUAGAGCCUGGAAAGCGUGAUAUAAUGGCAUCUAGCAUUGACAGUUUAGGAAGAGAUGAUUCCAGUGGUCGUGAUGCUGAUAUAAGCUCAGGUAGUGAACAGAUAAGACCUAUUCCUAGAGAUGCUUUAAUGGAAUGUAGUACAGAUUCUUUAGAACCAACUUCAUCCCAAGCAACGCAUGCUUAUCAGUAUGACACAGAUUCUAUAAUGUCAGGCUCUUUCACUAGCGGUUGCUCAAAUACUUUAGUUGCCUCUGCUGAAGAUUUUCCCGACAUGAUGACCUCCUCUCUCUAUCUUCCAGAAGGAGAACUACCCCCAGAAGGGGAGCAAUAUGUUCAGUAUAUGCAUUCAAGUAGUGGCUCAGCAGUACAGGUUAAAAAGGCAUCAGAUGAGCCAGGUUAUUCCCACACAAUUACACGUGUAGUAACUUUGCCACCUGAAGCUCGUCAGGUAAGCUUUACUGGACCCGAUGCACAAAAGAAACUUGAAAAAUAUCUUCGAGAAUUUAAUGCAGGGGAACAUUCCUCACAAGAUGAAACUGUUGAUGGCGAAGGCAAUGUCCACAUCCGCCGAGUAACACAAAAAAGAGUAGUAGUAGAUCCUCGUCAGACGCAUGAACAUGGAUUCUCUGUUUCAGACCCAAGUAUUGAAGAAAGUGAAAUAAGAGAUGAGCAUGGUAAUGUGACAAGAGUUGUCCGUCGUACAGUUGUUACCACACACACUGUUGAGGUGGAUCUUGAUACUGGGGAACCUGUUCAACAAUUCUGUCCAACAACCCAAGCCUCCUCCUCAUCCUCAUCCUCUUCCCGUAUCCCAAGACCUGUAACCAGUCCUCCUUUAGCCUCCCGGCUCCCCCGUCCUGGUCCGCCCCCUGGGUCGCGCGGCCCCCGUGAGCCCGUCCCCCCCUCCCUGGAGCCCAACACAGUCUCAGACGUUGUGCAGCCGGACAGUGGAGCAGGGGCGCGGCAGGCGCCAGGUUUAGAUGUUGAAGAGAUGAGCAAUAUUAUGGAGAGUUACACCAGUGAAGGUAGUGACCUUAUCACCACCACUACCCAUACCACCACCAGUAUUGAUCCUGAUCCUAUAACCUCUACCCAAAUCACGAGGAUCACCAGGAGGACGGAAAUCAAAGACGGGGAAAUAAAGGAAGAUGUCUAUGAAGAAUACUAAGGAGGAUUUAGAGAAGGAUAUAUUAAACAACUGUGUGCGUUUCCUCUCAUUCCUCCUUAGUGCCUAUCUGCCUUCCUGCCUACCCUUAAUACUACUGCCAUCUCCACCAACAAUACUACACUAGUGUCAUCGCCACAAACACCCCUUCUUUCCUUUUAAUAAUUCCAUCAGGAAUUUAUUUGAAGGCCUCAUAUGUAUUCAUUUUCAUCAUCAAUUCACUUUUAAAUCCCAGUUAAUUGAUGGCUUUUUCCUUAAUUAUAGUAACAUUUUUUUUGACCUAAUUUUCAAGAACACUGUCCCUUGUAAGAGGUUUGUUAAGUGGUCAGUGUUGUAAAAAAAAAAAACCAGCAGCAGCAGCAGCAGCAGCUAUUGACAUAUCGGUUGUCAAAGGAUCUAGUCAGGACCGAUAGCACUUGAGAGAAAUCUAAUUUUUUAUGAGUGAGAAAAUUUUUAAAAAAUGUGACCUUUCUUGAUAAAAAAUAUACAGUUUUAUGUUACCUAUAGAAUUAUGUUCAGUAUAACCAUGAUAUGGUUACUCUACUGUAAUUACUAUAAAUGCCAUUUUUAAAAUGUCCAUGAACGAUCACAUAUUUGUAAAGGUGCACACACCCUCUUGAACCGUCAAGGUGUUCGUAGAUUAAGUGACGUUCCCUCUGUGACAUGGCGUGUUUCAUCCUAGUAUGACACUUAUUAUUACCAUUAAGAAUAUGUAUUGCUGAAAAACCUGUAUUAUAAAACUUUAGCCACGGGAUGAAAUAGGAGGCCAAGGUUCCAAUAGAAGCUACUGUAAUCAUUUUAUUAUUCUGGCUCUUAGACAGGUAGAAUGUUAAUAUUGUGGCUUAUGAAACAUCCAGUUAUGGGCAUGUUGAAUAAGAAUGCUAUAUUUCCACAAAUUUUAUGUAUCAAAUCUUUAAAUUUGUUUUCCCAUUUGUAAGCAACUUGAGGCAAGAUUAAAGAAUACAAGCCUGGGAUAGGGCCUUGUGUGGUGUAAGAAACUAAAAUAAAAUACAGGAUAAUUAACAACAGUUUCCCAGCAUUUAGGUAACAAAUUGUAUCUUUCAUGUACUUGUUUCCCCACAUGGUCAUAAGUGGAUGAAAUAAUAUAUAUUGCCUUAGCACCUUAUUCCUAGAUUAUAUUCUCUGGCCAACAGUUGUUAUUAUCUUGAUUCUUUUGAGUUGGUCUUGACUUAAACUGCUCUGUGAGGUGGGGAGAGGCCUUUCCUGCGAUAAUAUAUUUCUUAGGCCUACUCCUUGUCUCUUGGGUUUAACUCAAGACUUUGUAGCUCCAAAUAAUGUGGUCACUUAUAAAGUUUUCAAAAUAAAAUGCUUAAUGUGA